Messenger RNA from Podarcis muralis (Common wall lizard), 1542 nucleotides. Its product is annotated as putative lysosomal acid lipase/cholesteryl ester hydrolase. Gene Ontology annotation, molecular function: hydrolase activity, acting on ester bonds. Lineage: Eukaryota; Metazoa; Chordata; Lepidosauria; Squamata; Lacertidae. The record is from RefSeq and is a predicted model, not a curated record.
AUGAAAAGAAGAACUUUACACCCAGAAGCUACUAUGGAUGUUGGUGAAAUGAUUUCCUUCAGAGGAUAUCCCAGUGAGACAUAUGAAGUGGUGACAGAUGAUGGGUAUAUCCUGAGUAUUAACAGAAUUCCUCAUGGGAAAAGAAAUAACCGGAAAUCUGGUCCCAGGCCCGCAGUGUUCUUGCAGCAUGGCUUGCUUGGUUCUAGCAGUAACUGGGUGUUUAAUAUGGACUACAACAGCCUGGGCUUUAUAUUGGCUGAUGCUGGUUAUGAUGUUUGGCUUGGAAACACCAGAGGUAACACUUGGUCCAGCAAACACAUCAACUAUACUGAGAAGCAUCAAGAAUUCUGGCUAUUCAGUUUUGAUGAAAAGGCUAAAUACGACCUUCCAGCUUCAAUAAACUUUGUCCUGAACAAAACUGGUCAGGAAAAAAUAUUUUAUGUUGGUCAUUCCGAGGGCACCACAAUGGCAUUCAUUGCAUUUUCAACCAUGCCACACCUAGCCAAGAAGAUCAAGAUGUUCUUUGCAUUGGCACCAGUAGUCACUGUUAAGUAUUUGACAAACACGGCUUUGAUCAAACUUGCAAUGGUUCCUGAACCUAAGCUCAAAAAAAUGUUUGGAACUAAGCAGUUUUUAGCUCAAGACAGAACAAUGAAAUGGUGUGCUACUUCCUUGUGUAACCGUUUCCCAAUGGAUUAUCUUUGUGGCAGUGUUGUCUUCAUGGCAACUGGCUUUAAUGUGCUAAACAUGAAUGCGAGUCGAAUCGAUGUUUAUUUAUCACACUGUCCAGCUGGGACAUCUAUCCAGAACAUGCUUCACUGGACUCAGAUUGUGAAGGCUGGGAAGUUCAAAGGGUUUGACUGGGGAAGCAAGGAAGCAAACAUGGCUCACCACAACCAGUCAACACCGCCUUUCUACAACGUACAACAGAUGACUCUUCCAAUAGCUGUCUGGAGUGGUGGUAACGACUGGAUUGCAGACUCAAAGGACAUGGCCCUCUUACUGCCUCAGAUCCCAAACUUAGUUUACCACAAGGAUAUUCCUGAAUGGCAACAUCUGGAUUUUGUCAUAGGCUAUGAUGCCCCACAGCGCAUGUACAUAGACAUAAUGGAUUUAAUGCAGACUUAUAAGUGAAUGUGAAAUAUUCCUUCAGAACCCAUUACUGUCAAGGUGUGUUGAUGAAAAGCACUACAAGAUUUCUUAAGAUUCCAUUUCUCAUAUAGGUUCAUCACAGUCUCAGUUAUAAGAAAGAUUUGCUUAGUAACCUUGCCUUUUCUAAUUCUGUCAGUGACCAUGGGUGUUCCUCCGUUGUUUUAGGAGCGGCUAAGAUUCUUUGCUGCUCUUGCUUCAUCAUGCUGUGUAGCAGAGUCUUGUUCUAGCACAGCAUGACUAUUGAGGGUAGAAAAAGUACUUGUGGUGAUGUCCAGCUCCUUUCCUUUGAGGAACUGGUCCAAUUCCAGUUGUUUCCCAGCCUUGGGAUCUAUCUGCUCUGGGGUAGAGUGCUGCCUUUUCUUAGCUCCCUCAGCAGUUUCUGGUCUAAUC